Prunus avium (sweet cherry) is the source of this 600-nucleotide messenger RNA. Its product is annotated as kish-A-like protein. The record is from RefSeq and is a predicted model, not a curated record. NCBI's taxonomy places the organism in Eukaryota, Viridiplantae, Streptophyta, Magnoliopsida, Rosales, Rosaceae.
CUUGUAUAUUUUGCAAGCGCAAAGCUCUGUUCGAAUCUUCAGUUUUUUUGCUCAGAUCUCCCAAUCUUUCUCGUGGAUCUGUACGAAUUCAAAGACCCAGACUUCGAACAUGUCGGCGCUUUUCAAUUUCAAUUCGUUUUUGACGGUGGUGCUGCUCGUGAUUUGCACGUGCACGUUCUUGAAGAUGCAGUUCCCGGCCGUCCUCGAGCAGAAAACUGGGUUCCGGGGAUUUUUUUGGAAGGCAGCAAGAAUAGGUGAACGCUUGAGUCCUUGGGUUGCUGCUGGAUGCUUUACAAUGGGAAUUUCAAUCUUAUUUUUCUAGGCCCAGGUUGCUUUUGUGCUCCAGGAAGCUGCUGCAGGUCUUUGUUAAUGUCUCUUUUUUGGCCUAACACAUGUAUUGGUUCUUGUUCAUGACCUCGUAGGAAUUGCGAUGCUAAUGAAUUUUACAUAUUAGGUUUCUGGUUUAAAUGAUUUGAACAUCUAAUUGGUGGUUUAAUUUUGCGACACAAACUUGUAUAACUUGCAUGUUGAUUUGUAUAUAGAUAGUGUUACAGUUAUUUCUAUCUCCACAUCAUGAAUGAAUGGAAAUUCAGCUUCUUA